AUGAACAAAAACGGAACAGCUAAAAUGAAUGAUAAUCAAAUUAGAGCAGAAGGUAGAAGGUUAUUUAAACGCUUCUAUAACAUUCCUGAUGGUGUUAAUCCUAAAACUCGUAGAAGCUAUUUAAAUGAAGCAAUAGAUGCAUAUGAAGGGUUUGACAUUUCAUCAGAAAGUGAGAGGUUAGCAAGAAUGUUAAACGUUAAUAUUGAUUUUUAUUAUUGUGACCCUCAACCAGAAGACGUAGACAUUAACAAGGUAGACUUUCCAUUAGUGGAAUCAAUAAUGAUAGAUCCAGAAUUUGAAACAGUAAAUAUUUUAUUAACACAGAGUCCAUGUGGAAAACUUCACGCUGACAGAAUAACAGACGUUGAAGCACUCACCGGCUAUAAAGUUUGUCCAUAUUGCAAAGAAGAAGUUUAUUCUAUCCGUGAUGAUCCAGAAAGGAAAAACCAAAGAAGAUUUUUAAAACAUUGUGAGAAAUGUAAAGAAAAUAAUGGAAGAUUAAUUCAAGACGUUCAAUUGCAAAACACACAACAACCAUAUGCACCACAUAUCACGAAACAGAAGAUAUAUCAAUGGCUAUUAGCACAUAAUUUGCAGGAAUAUUAUAAACCAACAAGAUAUUAUAUUACUUUUGACUUCGAAACAUUAGAGACUAAAGAAGAACUUCAACUUUCUGAAUGUGCAACUUUGAACGCUUACUUAAAACCAUUUAUGGUAUCAUCAACUGUCAAAAUAAAGCCGCAAAGCGGCGAGGUCGUAGACCGUGAUAAAACAUUUACGAGGAAUUUUUGCUUAACUUCGA
Messenger RNA from Trichomonas vaginalis G3, 802 nucleotides. RefSeq lists its product as uncharacterized. Lineage: Eukaryota; Parabasalia; Trichomonadida; Trichomonadidae. The annotation marks the transcript as partial. The record is from RefSeq and is a predicted model, not a curated record. The transcript has a single exon.